This is a messenger RNA of Ceratosolen solmsi marchali, 2029 nucleotides long. RefSeq names its product Ran GTPase activating protein (gene RanGAP). Gene Ontology annotation, molecular function: GTPase activator activity; small GTPase binding. The coding region runs from base 103 to 1977 and encodes 624 amino acids. Lineage: Eukaryota; Metazoa; Arthropoda; Insecta; Hymenoptera; Agaonidae. Gene Ontology annotation, cellular component: perinuclear region of cytoplasm; nucleus; cytosol. The record is from RefSeq and is a predicted model, not a curated record. Gene Ontology annotation, biological process: signal transduction; activation of GTPase activity; nucleocytoplasmic transport. The transcript is spliced from 4 exons.
AUUAUAUAGUUGAUUACUGUAUUUUUAUAUAAUAAUUCUUUCAAUAAAAUAAGUAAAUUUGAAAGUAUCGUCACUUGUGUCCAGUAAAACUAAAGUAAAAAAAUGUCAGCUUUCGAUUUUAAUGCAAUUGGUGAUUCGUUAAACGAAGCUAGCCUAAAAACUAAAGGAUCUGGUGUCUCAUUUGCUGGAAAAUCAUUAAAACUCAAUAAUGAAAAUGAUGCAAAAGAAGUUGUGGAUGCUAUUGAAAAGUGUAAAAAUUUGGAAUUCUUGGACCUUGAAGGUAACACUCUUGGUCCUGAUGCAGCUAAAAGUAUUUCCAAAGUUAUUGAAAAAUGUGGAACUAAUUUAAAAAGAGCUUUGUGGAAAGAUAUGUUUACUGGACGUAUGAAAGAUGAAAUUCCAGUUGCUUUGGAAUAUCUAGGACAGGGAUUAUGUGCGGCAGGAACUAGGCUCGUGGAACUUGACCUAAGUGACAAUGCCUUCGGACCAAUUGGUGUACAAGGAUUGGCAUCUCUUUUAAGUUCCAGUUCCUGUUAUACAUUACAAGAGUUGAGAUUGAACAAUAAUGGCCUUGGUAUUUCUGGUGGAAAAUUGUUGGCCAAGGCAUUGUUACUUUGUAAUGCUGAAAGUAAAAAAGAAAUGUUAAAACCUUUGGGACUAAAGGUAUUUGUCGCAGGAAGAAACAGACUUGAGAACGAAGGAGCCUCAGCUUUAGCAUCGGUUUUUAAAAUAUUAAAAAGUUUAGAGGAAGUAGUCAUGCCUCAGAAUGGUAUUUAUCACAAGGGAAUUUCUGCUCUUGCUACUGGCUUGGCAGAGAACACGAACCUACGAAUUUUAAAUCUUAAUGACAAUACAUUCGGCUUAAAAGGAGCCAAAGCAUUAGCGCAAGUUUUGCAUAAUUUUCCUUUAUUGGAGCAGUUGAACCUUGGAGAUUGCCUUUUAAAGACAUCUGGUGCAAUAGUAAUAGCUGAAUCUUUAGCCGACAAGGGUAGUCACUCGUUGCUUACCGAACUUGAUUUGAGCUCCAAUGAAAUUGGUGUUCGAGGUGCCAAUGUUAUUGCAAAGGCAAUGGCUGAUAAAACUCAACUUAAUACUCUUGUUCUUGAAGGGAAUUAUUUUCAAGAAGAAGGGAAAAAUAUCUUAAUCGAAGUGUUUAAAGGUAGAUUUGAUUCAUUGCACAUGUUUGGUUGUGAUGAGGAUGAUGAAGUAGAUUCGGAGGAAGAAAAUAAUGAUGAUGAUGAAGUAGAGUCGGAGGAAGAAAAUAAUGAUGAUGACGACGAUGACGACGACGACGACGACGACGACGAUGAUGACGACGACGACGAAGACGACGAGGAUGAUGAAGAAGAUACUGAAAACGAAGAAGAAAGUACUGAAACUGAUGAUCAAGAAAAAAAUGAAAGUUUAAAUACAAUGAAAAAACUAAUAAAAACAAUGACUGUUCAAGAAUUCCUGCAAACACCCACCGAAGAAAAUUUUAUAUUACUACAAGGUGACAAGACACAAGUAUUCCUUGAUUAUAUAGAAAAUAUAUCCAAAGUUGAAAGUGAAGAUCAAAUGAAUAACAUUGUGAAAGUCAUAAUGAAAGUAUCUGCGCUGAGCAAAACUAAUUUUAUGGAUGUUGCACAUCUUGUUGAACAAGUGACGGAACGAUUAUAUUUAGAAUUAUUUACAAUUGCCAUAAAAUGUAAUCAAAUCCCUAGAUUAAAUAAUGCACUUCUAGUUAAUCUAGGUUUACUAAAAAGUGAAGACAAAAAUGCCUCAAAAAUUGAUUGGAAUUUGGAAGGUUGCUUGAAAGCACUAGAAAAUGUCUGUCAUAAGGAUUAUUUUCUUCCACAAACUAGAGCCACCUUGAAAGUAUUCAUUGAGAAGCCAAUAAUAACAAGUAGAUUUAGGCUAGUCGAUCCCUUUCAAGAAGCCAGAAGCUCGUUAAAAAAGGCUCUUAAUGCAUUGCCCCUAAUGACUGUUAACAUCUAAAAAUUUUAUCUUUAAAGUAAAUUAAUUAAUUACCUUAUGAAUUUAGCAUAAU